UACUACUAGUCAUGACAUAAGAUAUAGGUGUAGGGAAAGUUUAUGCCAGUCACAGUAUUCUGCAUGCAAUUCGUAGAUGAGUGGCGAAUAAUGGGUGUUCAAUACAGAAGACAGUUUUGAAGUAUAUACUGUAAGUUAUUUGAGUCACGCAAAGGAAAAGAAAAUUGAUUUGAGAUAGUCAUAUGACUAUAAUAAGUAGCACGCCAUUCAUCUCCAGAUUCACCACGUGCGAAACUGUUGUGUGUAUAUCCUCAACUUUAAAGUAUAGAAGUAGACGUGAAUAGUAGAGAACAGAAAUAACGUUCUCCUGCAGGUUGCGGAUACUAGGACGAGACAGCGUUAAAACAUAAAUUGAAUUUGAAGUUGGAGGCCAUGACGGGAAAUUCGUGUAUCGUGCUCCCUGAUGAUUACAAAGGAUAUAAUCUGGAGUUUUUUUGUGUCCCUCGUCAUUAUGAAGAUUCCCUAGAAUCUAUCUUAAUUCCCAGUGGAUUAAUUCAAGACAGAAUUGAAAGACUGGCUCGAGAUAUUGCAACUAAUCUUGGAAGAGAACCAUUUGCAGCACUCUGCGUACUGAAGGGCGGUUACAAGUUUCUUGCAGAUCUUCUGGAAAAAAUUAAACAGUGUUAUCGCUUUAGUGCCGUAAAUUCUGUUCCAUUUUCUGUAGAUUUCAUUCGUUUGCAGAGUUACGAGGAUGAUCACUCUACAGGAAAAGUGAAGGUUCUUGGGGUGGAUGGAUUAUCUUUCCUUCAAAACAAGAAUGUGCUUGUAGUAGAAGACAUUAUUGAUACUGGGAAGACAAUGCAAGUUUUGUUGGAAAUUUUGGAGAAGGAGAAACCCAAGUCAGUCAAAGUUGCAAGUUUGUUUAUGAAGAGAACAACUGUGAGCUCAGGAUUUCGACCAGAUUAUGUUGGUUUUGAAAUUCCAAAUAAAUUUAUUGUUGGGUAUGCCUUGGACUACAAUGAAUAUUUUCGAGAUUUGAAUCAUGUAUGUGUCAUUAAUGAGCAUGGGAAAGAAAAAUACUCCAAGAAGAAUUGCAAACUGUCAUCGUAAGCAAUGGGAACAAGUGAUCGACGUGAUCACUUCACUUUUAAGACUUAAUCUAACAAUAAACAGUUAUUUCUGAUUUUCUCUAUAAUCUAUAAAUAACAGUUUCAAAAAUAUCUCGAAAUUUUGUCAUCCUGACAUGUUCUUCACAUUUUCUCUUGUUAUAUAAAAUAUUUGUUAAGAGUAAAAAUUCUCUUCAACUCAUCCAAAAUAACUUAUUAAUCAUCAUUACAAAAUGUAAGCUGUGUAAUACAUUAUAAAAGUAAUACAAAGCCAAACCAAGCCUCUUUAUUUUAAUUAAACUAGGGGUAGAAAAACAAGUUUAAUAUUUUAUUUUGUUUUAAAAACUGUGCUGCUGUUUUUUGUAUAAAAUGAUGCCUUGGUUACAAGUCCUCAGUAAUGUAAAAGAUGUUGGUAAUACAUAAACAUUACAAUGUAAAUUAUUUGCACUUAGAUAAAGCUUGGCUUUUCUGAUGACUUCUGAUGCUUUUUACAGUGCAUGUUUUUAGCAUUGUAAGUUCUGCCUUAACUGCAAUUUGUCAACAUAUGUUUGAACAGGAGAAUUUUUGUUUAAUUAAUUAUAUGUUUGGUUGAAACUAGUUAUAGUAUAGCAACAUAAGAAUUUCUGCAUACAGAAGAUGACUACUGUAUUAAAAAUAAUUAUAGUAAUUACAUGUGCUUAAGAAUGAAACUAGUUAUAGUAUAGCAACAUAAGAAUUUCUGCAUACAGAAGAUGACUACUGUAUUAAAAAUAAUUAUAGUAAUUACAUGUGCUUAAGAAUGAAGUUCCAAUUGAUAAUAGAAUAAGACUUAAAAAACAUGUUUUUCUAACUUUAGUAUAUAACAGUGUCUACAGGCCUUUACUAAAAAUCAUCAAAGUUAUGAAAAGGAGAUGUCUAUUUGUAGAAAUUGCAUUGUAUUAGCUGUGAUAAAUUAAAUAUUAAGGAAUAUUGGUGUGCAAAUGGAGCACCUUGCUGUGAAAGUCACUCGAUAAACGUUUGUUGUUCUUCAAUAUAAAGAAUUUUUAAAAACUUGUUGGAAGCAAAGAGAUUUGAUAAGAAAUAUAUUACCACAUAUUUUGUAGAGUGAAAUUAAACUCAUUAUGGGAUAUGUAAUGCUGAUCUUGUGUGAAUAUCUGCUAUU
Limulus polyphemus (Atlantic horseshoe crab) is the source of this 2187-nucleotide messenger RNA. Its product is annotated as hypoxanthine-guanine phosphoribosyltransferase-like. Bases 373 to 1050 code for a protein of 225 amino acids. NCBI's taxonomy places the organism in Eukaryota, Metazoa, Arthropoda, Merostomata, Xiphosura, Limulidae. Gene Ontology annotation, biological process: guanine salvage; hypoxanthine metabolic process; IMP salvage. The record is from RefSeq and is a predicted model, not a curated record. The transcript has 8 exons. Gene Ontology annotation, molecular function: magnesium ion binding; hypoxanthine phosphoribosyltransferase activity.